Eriocheir sinensis (Chinese mitten crab) is the source of this 1201-nucleotide messenger RNA. Its product is annotated as putative OPA3-like protein CG13603. The record is from RefSeq and is a predicted model, not a curated record. Bases 448 to 1083 code for a protein of 211 amino acids. The transcript is spliced from 4 exons. Gene Ontology annotation, biological process: regulation of lipid metabolic process. Lineage: Eukaryota; Metazoa; Arthropoda; Malacostraca; Decapoda; Varunidae. Gene Ontology annotation, cellular component: mitochondrion.
AUAACAGAUCGAGGAAGUCAUUUUAUAAGCAUCUUUUUGUAGCUACUCUGCAUCUCUUUCAUUUCCUAGCUUUUUAUCUCCCUCUCCUUCUCUCCUUCCCUCUCUUGAGUUUCUUCUUUGACUAAAUCAAGGCCUUAAUUGUAUCUUUUUAGUUUCCUGGUGCUACUUCCACAUGUAUCCUCUAAGUUGUAUAAUCACACUAUAUAUGUACUGCCUGAGGGGGUGGGGAUGGCAUGUUCCUCCCUUUUCCUUUGUUGUUUACUUGCAACAAUAAACAAUCAACCCUCCCUUGUUGUUUACCUGCAACAAUAAACUAUCAAUCAAUUCUUUACUUGUUAAAAUACGUUAUAAAGACGCCAUCUCCUCCUCCAUCAUCAGCAUCAGCCCAAACACUGAUCAGCCGCUGGAGGGAGGCUGCCCGGUGCUGCUGAGUGCUGAGUGCUGGUCAUGGCGGUGGGGUUCCCCUUGGCCAAGCUCGGUGCCUUGGUCAUCAAGCAAGUGGCCAAACCUCUCGCCAACGUGGCCAAGAACCGCGCCAAGAACAGCCAUUUCUUCAGGACCUACAUGCUCAUGCCCCCGGCCCAGUUUUACCACUGGUGUGAAGUUCGAAUGAAAAUGUACGUGAUGAACUUGGGCAAGUCUGGGCAGAACGCCACCAUACCAAAGCUGAGUGAGGAGGCAGCCAUAGAAUUAGGAGGAAAUCUGCUGGGUGAAGGAGUCAUCUUCACUAUUGCUGUUGCCAUUCUGGCUUAUGAAGUUUCACGCCAGAAGGAAAAGGAGAAGAAGAAAGAGGAGGCAGAGCAAGCGUUCAUUGAUAGCUUGGAGAACCGAAUCAAUGAACUGACUUUUGCCGCGGAGGAACUUGACACGAGGGUUCGGGAGCUCACCAGGAUAGCCUUCGCCACACAGCAUGAACUCAAGACAAUGAAGGGAGGAUCAAGUAGGUCAUCAGGCUCUAGGGACACAGGAGCAGCGUCUCCCAAGCUUGCUGGGGCUGCGUCCUCUGGCAGGUUACAUGAGGGGGCGCUGGACAAGGCUCUGAGCUAUGCCAAGGACACUAUUCAGAACAAAGCUGUCAAGUAAUUUUUCCCCUCUUAGGCUGUGCAGGUUAGUUAGUGUUAAUAACUGUACAUAAUUGUAAACGUGUUUGUAUAAAGUAUGCUAGCGAUAAUAAAUGGAUGUUGUGCAACUUUAUCUUUAG